GCCCUUCACUCGUUGGCCAUGCGGUUCGCCAGGAGGAGGGACCUCCUGGAGCAGAUUGACGGCCUUCAGGCCAUCAUCCACCUGCAAGAGCAGGGAAAGAAACUCUUUGCCCAAUCGGCGGAGGAGACGGUCGCCAAGAACAAAUAUCUCCUUGGUUACCUGCGGGGAGAUGUCCGUCAAGGGAGCCACGAGCUGGACCUGUCCGUCAAGUAUGACCGCGCCACCAUCGUCCGCGCCUGCAGGGACCGCAAGAGGGAGAAGGUGGCUUUUUCGGAAUACACGGUGGAGGACGCCCGGGCGGCCCUGAGCAGCUACGUCUUUGGCCGCAUGAACACCCACAAUGCCCUGCUCUACGAGGUCAAGCGCCGCGGGCGCCGCCUUGAGGAUCUACAGCUCAUCCUGCGGGGAUUGGAGGCCCUGGAGACGCCGGGAGCCGAGGCCCAGGCCCAGCUCAGGGAGAUCCGCCGGCUGGAGAACAGCGUGGAAAAGACCCGGGUGCGAAUCGCGACGGGCGAACACGCCAACAUGCUGUACCGGAAGAUGCUGGAUGUGCUGAGAGAUGAAUUGGCCCACCUGCCCGUCAUCCUGGACGACCUGCAGAGGCGGGUGGAAGUCUACCAGGUGGAGCUUCAAGGGGUGCGACUCAUGACCUUUGACACGACCGAAGCCAUGGAGGCCGCCCAGGCCGACAUGCUGCACACCGAGACGGAGCUGGUGGCCGAGAAGAAGUUCCGGGACAACUCCCUCAGCGCCCAGAAGAAGCAGAUCGAGAGGAUCCGCACCAAGGACGCCACCGAGCGCCACCGCCGGACGCUGCAGGGCCGCCGGGACAUGGACUUCCCUUCCCUGAUGGGCCGCGAGGGGAUGAGAGGCGCCCGGCUGGAGGCCUCCAAGGCUCAGAUCGAGUACCAGGGCCUGGUGAUGACGGAAGUGGAGAAGAUCAAGGCGGCCGUCCAGUGCUCCCACCUCUGGGACAUCGCCGGCCGCUUCCUGGCUCAGCGCAAGUCGGAGGAGGACCUGCGCCAGCAGAUCGCCGAGAGCGAACGGCGCCGGCGGGAGCUCCAGUCCCGCCUCAAGGCUUUGGAACUGGAACGCGCCGAGUUGAAGUUCCACCCGGCGCCGGGCGCCCUCAGCUCCCAGAAGCUGGCGGAGGAACUGGGCACCGCCUUGGAGGAGGAGACCCGGCGCCUGGAGGAGGCGCAGCGCUACGUUUCCCAGAGCCAGGAGCUGCUGCUGCACUUCGAGAACGGGGUCAACAACCUGGCCGUGCGGCUGUGCGGCGUCCAGGUGGCCGGGCAGGAGGAUUUCCGCGGCGAAUCCUGGGACGUCUUCCGGAAACUCCAGUUCUGCCAGGGGCGCCUGGUGCACCUGCUGGCGGCGGCGGCGGCGGCGCCCUCCCUGCGCCUGGACUUCAGCAAGGAGGAGGGCAAUGAGACCUUCGUCCAGGUGCGGAACGUUCUGGAAGAAAGUACCAGGGAGGAGCCCCAGAACCUGAGGAUCGCCUUCGAGGACGACGAAGACGUCCGAGAGGCCUUCAAUUUCGCUGACAUCGACCACAGCUAUAUUCCCGGGAGGGAGGAAAUUAAGAAGCAAGGCCUGAAGCUGAUCGGCGACAAGACCAAAGUCGUCAAGAAGAAGCCCCGGGGGGCGGCCAAAAAGCCCGCUAAUUAA
This is a messenger RNA of Podarcis raffonei (Aeolian wall lizard), 1671 nucleotides long. It is a transcript of the gene CCDC183, whose product is annotated as coiled-coil domain containing 183. The coding region runs from base 19 to 1671 and encodes 550 amino acids. The record is from RefSeq and is a predicted model, not a curated record. Lineage: Eukaryota; Metazoa; Chordata; Lepidosauria; Squamata; Lacertidae. The transcript has 14 exons.